GAAUUGAACUGAUUUCUUUCCGAGUUUUGAACGCUGCAUCUAUCAAGAGCUCCGACUUUCCGACCUGAAGCUCACCGACGUCGUGAUUUGACCUCGUUUUUUUGCUGAGUUCCCAGUUGUCUUGAAAGCACCACAAGAGGCGGACGUUGAGUAGAUUCAUGAUAAACAGACUAGCUAACGGUUGCCAUCAUUUGACUUCCCUACGAACAGGCUUGGGAUAUAGCUAUCGUCAUCACCUAAUUCCAAUUGUGUGGAAGAGACAACACAUCAGGCUGUUGGACCUGACAGAAGAGCAGGCUCUGUAGGUGGAAACUCCCCACUGUCAUCAGCAGAGUGGCUGAGUGAGUCCAAGGCCAGUGGUGAGUGGAGCUUCUACCCCAGGCCCCCCCCAUCCAAAGGUCCAGCCAGCAUGUCCAGCGACCCCCCUCCUCCCUACCCUGGAGGUCCCAGCGCCCCUCUUAUCGAGGAGAAGAAUGGACAGCCAGCCGUUCCGGGCUCGGUGGCCCCUGUAACGACAGGUCCUCCUCAGGGGCACCCCCUGCCUCCAGACUAUGGCCCUCCGCCCUACGAGGCCACGCUACAGCCAGGCUUCUUGCCACCACACGUCCCAGGAGAUGGGGCCAUGCCCAUACCAUAUGGUGGCUUCUACCCUCCACCAGGUCACUUUGGGCCAGGUCACUUUGGGCCAGGGCAGUUUGGCCCGGGGCAGUUUGGCCCGGGGCCCGUUCAAUUUGGGCCUGUGGCAGGUCAGACGGCUCACACGGUGCUGGCACCCCCUGGGACAGCUACCACAGUGACCGUGCUACAGGGGGAGAUAUUCCAGACAGCACCCGUACAGACUGUGUGUCACCACUGCCAGCAGCCCAUCAUCACCCGCAUCAACCACAGCGUGGGCCUCAUGAACGCUGUCUUCUGCCUCUUCUGCUUCUUUGUUGGGAAGGUGGCGCAGCAGUCCUUUGUGGGAAAAUUUUGUCAUCAAAGUCUGGCAUUCUCUGGAUUUAUGUUGCUUCAAGACAACUGGGAAUUUGGUGUGAUCUGGGCUGCUGCUUGAUUCCCUGUCUGAUCGAUGAUCUCAAGGAUGUGAUACACACCUGCCCCAACUGCAAGGGCUACAUCUACACAUACAAGCGUAUUUGCUAACCACCAACAGACAGACACGUGUGUGUGUGUGUGUAUAUAUAUAUAUAUUAUGCACACAUUAACUCACAACUCGUUAUGGUUGUAGUUGCAGCCUAUGUUCUUUCUCCAACAUUUACUCAGUGUGUCGUGCUUCAUUUAGCCCUACUAACUUUACCCUCACUUUCUAAAGCACUUGUUCACACUCACUAUACUUACUGUAUAUCAUAGGAGGCUGGUGGGAGGAGCUGUAAGAGGACAGGCUCAUUGUAAUGGCUGGAAUGGAAUCCAUGGAACGGAGUCCAACACGUUGUUCAUGUGUUCGAUUUGUUUGGUACUAUUCCACUGAUUCCAUUCCAGCCAUUACAAUGAGCCUGUCCUCCUAUAGCUCCUCCCACCAGCCACCUCUGCUAUUUAUAUUGUCCAGACUCACUUACCUAGCUAUGUACAGGCAUUUAGAUGAGUGCUAGAUAGACAUGUCACACAGGACUGAACCUUAUCUAAAAACAGAAACCUAUAACAAUUGAGAAAAGAUGAGUUGCAGACAUGGUACAUCUUGCAUACUUUUUAAAAACGUAUUUGGUUACGGGAAGGCUUGGAAUUUGACAUUUUAUGGAGCAAACUUGAGGGGUAGAGAAAGGUCACACUUUGGGAAAGCUGUAAACAUUUGUCACUUUAAUCAAAAUCAUCAGCAAUUGCAGGGUCAGUAUUUUGUUGUUUUUAUAAUUAUUUAAUGUAAUUUAACAUGUUAAUAUUGAAGACAAUGAAGGUUACGUCCAUGUCUGAGACCUACUCUAUGUUUAUGUUCUAAUCACCCUGUUUGUCCUACAACCUUAAUGUAUAUCCAUUUCAAAUGUUACAAGGAAAUAACCAUGUAUCAGAUUUGUUAGGACAAACUCGAGUUGGUAAGACUGAGUUAAUUUAUUUUGUUUUUCUCACUUAAGUGAGAGAAGUAUGUGUUACUGUCUUUAUUUUUUUUAAUCCUCUAUGUGCUUUAGAUAGUCACUUGAUGUCCAGUGAUUUUUGCUAGAGAUGUUACACAAUAAUGCCGUCAUGUCCAUAUUAAUGUAUACAAUUUUGAUAAUGAAGCAAAUGUGUGCUAAUAUAAUGGUAUUGCGAAGUCACUUGAUGUCCAGUGAUUUUUGCUAGAGAUGUUACACAAUAAUGCUAGUCAUGUCCAUAUUAAUGUAUACAAUUUUGAUAAUGAAGCAAAUGUGUGCUAAUAUAAUGGUAUUGCGAAGUCACUUGAUGUCCAGUGAUUUUUGCUAGAGAUGUUACACAAUAAUGCCAGUCAUGUCCAUAUUAAUGUAUACAAUUUUGAUAAUGAAGCAAAUGUGUGCUAAUAUAAUGGUAUUGCGAAGUCACUUGAUGUCCAGUGAUUUUUGCUAGAGAUGUUACACAAUAAUGCCAGUCAUGUCCAUAUUAAUGUAUACAAUUUUGAUAAUGAAGCAAAUGUGUGCUAAUAUAAUGGUAUUGCGAAGUCACUUGAUGUCCAGUGAUUUUUGCUAGAGAUGUUACACAAUAAUGCCAGUCAUGUCCAUAUUAAUGUAUACAAUUUUGAUAAUGAAGCAAAUGUGUGCUAAUAUAAUGGUAUUGCGAAGUCACUUGAUGUCCAGUGAUUUUUGCUAGAGAUGUUACACAAUAAUGCCAGUCAUGUCCAUAUUAAUGUAUUCAAUUUUGAUAAUGAAGCAAAUGUGUGCUAAUAUAAUGGUAUUGCGAAUGCACAAGUUCCAAUGUGAAAUUUCAUACAUUCAUAAAACCAUAAUUGCCGUAA
This is a messenger RNA of Salmo salar (Atlantic salmon), 2890 nucleotides long. Its product is annotated as cell death-inducing p53-target protein 1. Gene Ontology annotation, biological process: intrinsic apoptotic signaling pathway in response to DNA damage by p53 class mediator. Gene Ontology annotation, cellular component: cytoplasmic side of lysosomal membrane; nucleus; cytoplasmic side of late endosome membrane. Lineage: Eukaryota; Metazoa; Chordata; Actinopteri; Salmoniformes; Salmonidae. Gene Ontology annotation, molecular function: zinc ion binding. The record is from RefSeq and is a predicted model, not a curated record.